AUGAUAUACACCAAAUACAUCUCCUAUGCAUCAAGCGCACUGAUUCUAGCGCUUCUUCCUAUUGCCGUUGCUCACGGUGGUGAAAGUAUGGGAGUGGAUAUGACAAAGCGGCAUGGUGUUAACACAACGCAAUCCCCCAAAGACGAACACUACUCUGAUACUUACUUUUCCCAUACUCAACAUAAUGGCCUAAUUUACACACACAUAGUCUUGAUGGUUCUAUCAUGGGUCUUCUUACUCCCAGUCGCUGUCAUGUUCUCGCUAGCCAAUUCACGUUUUACACUACCUGCCCAGUUCGUAUUCUUUGCUUUCAACAUUCUGGGAGUUAUUUUCAGCGUGAGCUAUAACGCCCAAACACCGGACCUGUAUCCCAACAAUGCGCACCACAAGAUUGGUUGUAUAGUGACAUGGGUUGUCUGCGCUCAGAUACUUUUAAGUGGCAUAAGAUAUAUCGUGGGUGCCCCCACGAGCAAUGGAAAGAAGCCAGACAACGAAAGGCUUGCAUUUUUACCAGUCUCGACUCACGAAGUCAACCCCUCCUGGCGCAAUGGUUAUCGUAAUGAUGGCCCAUAUCGAGGCACAGGCGAAACUGGAUUAGGGAUCGAGUCCAAUUCUUCUUCACUUCAUGGCGACUCAGCAUCUACGCUGAAUGGGAUGGAAUCGUCCUUUGAGAUCGCCAGGAAGGAGUAUGACGAAGAUGAUGAAGAUUUUGAAGAACCACCAUUGUCUUUCCCUUUUUUUGGGGGAGCUUUUGCCCAACACGCCUCCAAGCUUGCUACGUCGCGAAUUUGGAAGUAUAUACAUAUCAUCCGGAAACUAGCGGAUCGAGUUAUUCUUCCUUUCGGCUUCCUCAUACUUGCAACUGGUGUGGUCACUUUUGGUGGUUUUUUUGAGGGCCAAGAAAUCUUCAACGGUUUGGCGCACUGGGUUAAGGGCGGCGUCUUCUUCUGGUUGGGCAUCUUCACUCUGGGUCGUUGGACUGGAAGCUUUAGCGAGCUUGGCUGGGCAUGGAACGUUCGCCCUAAGAAGUCUCAAAAAUGGUGUCCUUCUGCCGAGUUUGUUGAGAGCUUCUUGAUCUUCCUCUAUGGUGCUACCAACAUCUUCAUGGAGCACCUUGGCGGCUGGAGAGGAGCCUGGACCGCUCAGGAUAUGGAACACUUGUCCAUCACGGUUCUCUUCCUUGGUGGAGGCCUGUGUGGUAUGCUCGUCGAGUCGACACGCGUCCGCGAUCUACUCAACACAACCGUUCAAGACGUUGAGCCCAAACAUCCUUACACAGUCGAAGAAGCAAACACCGCCGAGGACCCUGAUACAUACGAAUUCUCACUUAACCCUAUCCCGGCUUUGGUCAUAAUGAUGCUUGGACUAAUGAUGAGCUCUCAUACACAGCAUAACAUGAUGUCCAGCAUGGUUCAUAAACAAUGGGGAGAUCUCUUACUUGGAGCUUCUUGCGCCCGAGGACUUACUUACCUACUUAUGUUUCUUAGGCCACCCAGGUCCAUUUUCCCAUCACGACCCCCCACUGAACUACUGGCUGCCUUUGGGCUGAUCUCUGGAGGAAUUAUCUUCAUGGCUAGCAGCACUGAUACCGUCAACGGAAUGAUUCACUACGAUCUCGAUGCCAUGUUUAUGUACACUGUCACCAUGGGCUUAGUCGCUCUUUUGAUGGCUUGGGUCAUCAUUGUCCUUGCUAUCAAGGGUUGGGUCGUACGAUUCGAGAGAGGUCGUAUCUCGAGCUAA
Molecule: messenger RNA, 1740 nt
Organism: Fusarium sp. VM40
Lineage: Eukaryota; Fungi; Ascomycota; Sordariomycetes; Hypocreales; Nectriaceae
Source: the annotation of a GenBank genome assembly